CGUGGCCGGGUGGAGAAGGCGCCCGGGGGGGGUGCGUGGGGCUCCCCGGCAGGCGGGAGGGACCGAGGGAGCCGCGCUGGACAAUGAGCUGGGCAGCUCGACGCUGCGGCCACUUUUAGGGGGGGCGCGGGCCAUUCGGCUCCUCGGCGGCUCAGCCGCCCCACCUGCGAGGAGAGGGCGGGAUGCCAGAGCCAGGUGUCCCGGCGCUCUGAGGCCCCUCGCGGUCAGACGUCCCUGAACUGAUUCUCGCAUUGACGCUAGGCUACCCGGGUGGGACGUUUUUUGUGGGGGAGCCUUCGGAGCAGCCGUGAUGGCCAGCACCAGGAGUAUUGAGCUGGAGCACUUUGAGGAACGGGACAAAAGGCCGCGACCCGGGUCGCGGCGAGGGGCGCCCAGCUCCUCGGGAGGCAGCAGCAGCUCGGGCCCCAAGGGGAACGGGCUCAUCCCUAGCCCGGCGCACAGUGCCCACUGCAGCUUCUACCGCACGCGGACCCUGCAGGCUCUGAGCUCAGAGAAGAAGGCCAAGAAGGCGCGCUUCUACCGGAAUGGGGACCGCUACUUCAAGGGCCUGGUGUUUGCCAUCUCCAGCGACCGCUUCCGGUCCUUCGAUGCGCUGCUCAUGGAGCUCACCCGCUCCUUGUCGGACAACGUGAACCUGCCUCAGGGUGUCCGCACCAUCUACACCAUCGACGGCAGUCGGAAGGUCACCAGCCUGGAUGAGCUGCUGGAAGGUGAGAGUUACGUGUGUGCAUCAAAUGAACCAUUUCGUAAAGUUGAUUACACCAAAAAUAUUAAUCCGAACUGGUCUGUGAACAUCAAGGGUGGUACAGCCCGAGCCUUGGCCGCUCCCUCCUCCGUGAAAAGUGAAGUGAAGGAAAGCAAAGAUUUCAUCAAACCCAAAUUAGUGACUGUGAUUCGAAGUGGAGUGAAGCCUAGAAAAGCCGUGCGGAUCCUUCUAAAUAAGAAGACUGCUCAUUCCUUUGAACAGGUGUUGACAGAUAUCACCGAAGCCAUUAAACUAGAUUCAGGAGUGGUCAAGAGGCUCUGCACGCUGGAUGGAAAGCAGGUUACUUGUCUGCAAGACUUUUUUGGUGAUGAUGAUGUUUUUAUUGCUUGUGGACCUGAAAAAUUCCGUUAUGCCCAAGAUGACUUUGUCCUGGAUCACAGUGAAUGCCGUGUCUUGAAGUCAUCUUAUUCUCGCUCCUCAGCUGUUAAGUAUUCUGGAUCUAAAAGCCCUGGGCCCUCCCGUCGCAGCAAAUCACCAGCUUCAGUAAAGCGGGGUGGCCACCAUGCCAGUGCCUACUCUGCAGCCAGAUCCCCAGUUAAUGGAACUCCCAGCAGCCAGCUGUCUACUCCUAAAUCAACGAAAUCCUCUAGUUCUUCUCCAACUAGCCCAGGAAGUUUCAGAGGAUUAAAGCAGAUUUCUGCGCACGGAAGAUCUUCUUCCAAUGUAAAUGGUGGACCGGAACUUGCUCGUUGCUUGAGUCCUGAAGGUGUGAAUGGAAACAGGUGCUCUGAAUCAUCAACUCUUCUUGAGAAAUACAAAAUUGGGAAGGUUAUUGGUGAUGGAAAUUUUGCAGUAGUCAAAGAGUGCAUGGACAGGUCCACUGGAAAGGAAUUUGCCCUGAAGAUUAUAGACAAAGCCAAAUGUUGUGGAAAGGAGCACCUGAUUGAGAAUGAAGUGUCCAUCCUGCGCAGGGUGAAACAUCCAAAUAUCAUCAUGCUGGUUGAGGAGAUGGAAACAGCUACUGAGCUCUUUCUGGUGAUGGAAUUGGUCAAAGGGGGAGAUCUCUUUGAUGCAAUUACCUCUUCGACCAAGUACACUGAGAGAGAUGGCAGUGCGAUGGUGUACAACCUGGCCAACGCCCUCAGGUAUCUUCAUGGUCUCAGCAUUGUGCACAGAGACAUCAAGCCAGAGAACCUCUUGGUGUGUGAAUAUCCUGACGGAACCAAGUCCUUGAAACUGGGAGACUUUGGGCUGGCCACUGUGGUGGAAGGCCCUUUAUAUACAGUGUGUGGCACACCAACUUAUGUGGCUCCAGAAAUAAUUGCUGAAACUGGCUAUGGCCUGAAGGUGGACAUUUGGGCAGCAGGCGUGAUCACAUACAUACUUCUCUGUGGAUUCCCACCAUUCCGAAGUGAGAACAAUCUCCAGGAAGAUCUCUUCGACCAGAUCUUGGCAGGGAAGCUGGAGUUUCCAGCCCCCUACUGGGAUAACAUCACGGACUCAGCAAAGGAAUUAAUCAGUCAGAUGCUUCAGGUGAACGUCGAAGCUCGGUGUACUGCGGGAGAAAUCCUGAGCCACCCCUGGGUGUCAGAUGAUGCCUCCCAGGAGAAUAAUAUGCAAGCUGAAGUAACAGGUAAACUCAAACAGCACUUUAAUAACGCGCUCCCCAAACAGAACAGCACCACCACCGGGGUCUCGGUUAUCAUGAACACAGCUCUAGAUAAGGAGGGGCAGAUUUUCUGCAGCAAGCACUGUCAGGACAGCAGCCGACCUGGGAUGGAGCUGACCUCUCCAGUCCCUCCCUCAGCUUCAGCCGAGGAGCCCCCUGUGUCCGCGCCGGCAGCAGCCCCGGCCCCUCUGGAAUCUCCCACACCCCCUGGUACCCCUGCUGCCUCGGGCUGUGAGCGGGCAGGGACCUGGCGCCGCCACCGUGACUGAGCCCCGGGCAGACGGGCUGGAGCCCCCGCGCCGCUGGAAAGCCCCUCUUCUGCUUGGGCCUGCCGCGCAGUCCCCUCACUGAAGAGCCUUUCUCCGCUGCCUGCUGUCGGGAAGGUUGCUGGCACCCCCGAGGGCCACCAGGAGCUCUGGGCCAGGGCUUUGCUUCUUUUCAUACUCCGGGCUCUCCCCUCUGGUUCCUGGAGGGCCCUGUGCAGUGGUAGCCUUGGUGACACAUAUUCAAAGUGGCUCGUUUUAAAUUACUUGUUUUCGGUUCAGUGGACAUUUUACAGUGUCACCAGGAGAACGUGCAACUUUUAUCUGGGAUUUAAUGCAUUUUUAUAGAAACACUUUGGACAAAUCAAGAUCUCUCCCUUAUUUAAGUAAACUCGGAGUGUUCCUUUUUUUCUCACGAAGAACUUAGAACUGCAUUUGUCCCUUUGUGGGUGUCCUGUGAGACGUGACGCAGCACCUUCCUCAGCGGAUGGGGUUUGGAGGGCUGGCUUUCUGAUGGAGAAGUGAGCACCCAAGAGGCCAGUCUGGUCAUCAGACACUAAUUCCAGACUUCGAGAAGUGCUUUUGGGUGCCUGGGGAAGCAGCCCACCAUAGAGCUUGGGGUGCCGGGCUUACCUAAGACGACACUGGAUACUGAUUUGUACACAGACCCCAGGGGAAUGUCACUCUGUUCCCUAGACAUUGUGUGUUCUCUCCCCAACUCUUCCCACAUAUGUGUCAGGAAAUGCUAACGAAGUUGUCCUUUGGGCUUUUUCGUGAGAGGCUUGGCGCAUGCAGCAUCACCCGGGCCAAGGUGGCUCCUCCUCAGCAAACCGGCUUCUAGCAGAGCAGGAAAAACCAGGCAUCUGAGCAGCCACCAGACUCUCUUUCAUCAUCUGCUUGUCGUCCGGAGCUGGCCGGAAACAACUGGGGAAACAUGGGCCGAAGCACAGUCAGGACUGGGGCAGGAAGGUGCUCCGCAAACAUCCUCUGUUAUUAACCUUCUGGAAGGCUGCUGGCAGUUUUUCCUUUUUUCCCCACUACCCUGCCCUUUUUAAUAAUUGUACAUAAUUGGUAGAUUUGGUUUACCCGCUCAUCUUCUAAAUUGGUGGGCCCUGUAGUUCAUUCUCAUUGUUAGACUUUUGCCUCUUACAAGUGUACCCAACCUGCAAUAAACCCUUCUUGAGAACAAAGUGAUGGGGGUGGGCAAAGGAUUGUGUGGUGCUGUUUUGCAGGGCAUGUGUGAUCAAAGCACACUUCCGUGCCCCAGGUUCCCGCAGGUGUAUCGGUGUCUCUUUAUGAAGUUUCGGGUGAGGAGGGGGAAGAGAGAAUGAUGCUUGGGAAGAGCACGUGAAAGUGCAUCUUGGUCAAAGUGUAUUUGGUAACAGGUGCAGAAACCCACAGCAAGAGCUCAGGAUAAUUAGGGAAGAGUAAUGUACAGCAGAGGAAUCCUGUGGAACCAACGGCAGGAAGGUCAGGCUUUACAGGAAAUAGGGAGUCAGGGCAGCUUUUCCCGUGUCUUAUCCCUGUCUCUGACUCAGACGCUGUGCUGUCUCCUGUCUGCUGCUUUGGGUGCAUUUGGGCUCUUGGUUUCUGUUCUCUUCUAACGCCUGCUCGCCUGCAGCCCUGGUGUAGCCUGGUCCCACUUCUGUCCCCGGCUUCUCAAGGCUGCUUCUCGAGGCUGAACUUGAGACCAUCUCCUUCAGCUCCAGAUCUCUUCCUUCACACUGCUGAGGGAAUGAGACCCGUCUGCCUGUCCCCAGCCACGCGAUGAUUUCUUCCUAGGCUGGCGCUGGCUCACGAUUUGAUCCGGAGGCCGGUUACAAAACGCAGAUGGGCUUCCCGGGCCCACGGCUGCGGCAGGUACAGGCCUCAGGAGGAGGGCAGUUUCCAAAAAGCCAUGAUGUACAGGCCUAGACCCUUCUGCACGUCUCUGUCCUCACUGAGGAGUUAAAGAGCAAGCCUUUCACGGCUUCCAGUGGAAAUAUUUUUGUUACUGGUGCAGGAAGAGCUCGUGUCAAGGAAAGAGGAGAACACCGGAAGUAGGGAUGGAGCAGGCCUCUGGGAGGGAUCAGAGUCUGAAACCUGAGCUCCUCCCUGGGACUGAGGUCCAAAGGCAUUUGCUAACAACUUAAGAAUGGAAUUGCCGGGCAGUGCUGUGUCGGCUGAUAAGACCAAGGAGCAUCUUCUGUCCAGCACGUGCUCCCGCCCUCUGUGCCCCCCUCACGUGGCCUGGGACAUGGUGGGGGAGGAUGGGCUGGAGACAGGAAGUGGCAUAAGCAGGUGUGGCAGCACAGCCUAGCAGUCCUUCUGGGGUUCUCUUAAUCCCACAGACACCUUGAGUGAUGUGUGUUGGUACAGGAGCAAAUCAGACAGUUUGGUGGCAUUACCCAAGUCAUGGGAUUGGCAGGAGACAGUCACCAUGCAGUUUUAGGUGGUUCAUCUCCAGAGCGGUGCUCUUUGGAAGGUACCCUGUCAGGGGUGGGGGGAGGGAAUGCAAAUCAAGGCCCGGAUGUGAGUGGUCAUCUCAGUAAUGAUCCUUAAUAAAGGCUCUGACUCCACAGGCAAGUUGUUCAUUUGGCCAUGUGUUUAGAAAACAUUCUUCUGUUCUCAGAAUCCAGAUUAAAUACAGGUAUGUAACUGCUGGUUCCUCCGCUCCUGCACGGUGAGAGUGUCAGGUCCUUGUUGGAUGUUCAUUCUCUUAGUCCAGCAGGGGAUCUAACCUUUGAAGAAACUGACCUUUGAAGGGAUAGAAAAAGGGGAGUGGCGGCCUGCUGAAACCGUCCUGGGGUGCCUGCCGGGCUCAGCGCCUGGGCCACGGGUCAGGGUGGGUGUCUCUUUUUUCAGAAAGCUUGCUCUGGUAUGGAAAUACAUGGAAUAUAUGGAUUGAAACCAUUUGGCAAAACUCCCCCCGAAUAUUUUCAUGGAUAUGACUGUGAAAUGUGAAUUUGAAAACAGGACUGUUCAGCACAGACCACAUGGAAAGAGAAAGGGUGCCGACCAGCGGUGUUGUGGGGAAAGACUUCUAGAGCAGCAUGCCGCCCCCUGGAAACACGGUGUCAUCCGCUGAAGUUGGCAUUGUCUGGUGGCACAUUAAAAAGGAAUGGGUGAAAUUAAUUUUGUAGUAUAUCUGAUUUAACCCAAUGUCUCUACAGUAUUGAACAUGCAACCAAUGUAAGCAAAACCUUGGAGAUACAUAUAUUUUUUUAAUCCUUGAAAUCUGGUGUGUACAUCUUGGUUGGCGAUUGGCACGUGGUGAGUGCCCGGGAGCCCACGCAGUUACGCCGGCCACACCGGCCACUGCAGCUCUAAAGACAAGACACCUCUCGGUCUUUGUUCCUCUUCUUUUUUUGUUUUGUUUGUGCAUACGAUGUGGAUGACGAUGCAGAAAGAAUGCUUACCUAGGCUUUAAACAGGACUGCUGAUUUAACAUGACUCAGCAGGUUAGAACACCGAUCCGGACCCACGACGUGAAAUCAGGGUGAGGCGCUGAGGUUCUACCCGCGGCCUCGACCUGCGCCCGCGCGUGGGGAAGACCGGGGCGACCAGUGCAGCGGUCAGCGUCCAGGGGGCGCCACACAGCUGCCUACCCAUCGGCGUGGUCUGAAACUGCGCCGUGACCGGUACGAGCGGGCCUGGCCUGGAAGCCGAGCCCUCCUGCGGCUGCAGGUCUGUUCGGAGGGCGUCGAGGUGUGUGGUGCGCACGAGGCAGUAGUGCUCACCCGAGGGACUGCAGCCAGAGGGUGCGGGCUUCGAAGCCUGGGCAGCCAGGGACUAGUGGGAAGCACCGUAAGGCACGAGGGGAAACGAGACGCACGUCCGCUAGAUGUCUCUAGCUGUAUGAAAACGUGUUCCAUAGCCGCGGGUGUAGACUCAUUGUACUUACUGUGGAUGGUGGUCCGAGGUUAGUAGGUAGGCGGCACGAAGGGUCAGAUGUGACUCUAAUCAACGGGCAGCACAGUGACAGAAUUAGCUGCUUUCUGAAGGAGUGACAGUCUAGUCCUUGGAAAUGCUUAGCUGCUAAAGAAUAAGCCCCACCGAAGUUUACUUACAGAGUACUUCCUCCUGUGUCAUUGAGCCAUUCCACGUCCGAGAGAGAGGGAGAGAGAAGAGAGAGAGGGAGGGAGGGAGGGGUGAAUGUCCGCACUCCGUGAGAAAACUCGGAAGGAUCAGGAGCUCAUCCUGACGUGCUGGAACCGGGACUUGCUGCUCCCGGUUCCCAGGGAGGCUGGCCUUACGGCUGGGCUGUCGUCUAGGCGGUCAGACAUGCUUUAGAUGGGACGUCUGUGUCCCAGGCAGAGGUGGGAUGGGAUGGCGGAGACACCUGGCAAAGUGGUGGAAAGUGGGGAUUGAGGAGGCCUGAGAGGUCACAGGGGCGGCGGGGAGUUCUGUUAGACGAGGGGAGUAGUUUCUCCAGAAGGAAGUCGGUGCGUGCAUCUUAGCUUAGUCUUGGCCAGUGGAUUUGAAGGGGCCACCCUAUGAUAAAGCCUACAGCCUUGAACUCAGUCAGCUGGGGGAAGGUGCCCUCACUGGACAGCUGAGGGGAAGGAAAGGGUGCAGCUGGUACACAGCCGGCCCUUUGCUUCUGCCCCGCCCUUUCCCAGACAAAACCCUGUCAUUUGGGGCAGUGUGGUCAAGAUGGUUUCAACCCGGUGGGCUGAGUGUGGUGAGUUGUGAGGGUUGGGCACCUGUCUGUGCAGAGGAUGAAGUCGGGUCUGGGGAAUGUCUUUCAAGUUGUCCAAGUUCAGAGCUGCAAAGCAGCCAGUUGCUUCCUGCCAGGUAUGAGGAAAUAACAGCCUGCCUAGCUCCCCCGCCACUCAACUUUGGUUUUGGCAAGGAAAAAUAUUCCUCAACUUGAGACAUGAAAGUAAUUCACUACAUGUUUCUGGCAUAGGACUGCUGAGGUCUCAGAAUUCAUAGGAACGUUUGUGCAUUGCCUUCAUCCUUUGCUGGAGAGCCUGGCUGUCUCCAGAAGACAGCUUGACUAAAGGCCAAACCAUGUUCAGUUUCAUUAGAACAAUGUGAUGUCCCUUGGUUUGAGCAAUCUGCAUUUUUGGUUCAUAGCAGGGAGGGCUGGGAGUGGUGUCAGUGUGUCAUCAGUAGUAAGCUUGGGUUUUUAUUUUAUUUUAUUAUUUUUUUUUAAAGAUUUUAUUUAUUUAUUUGACAGAGAUAGAGACAGCCAGCGAGAGAGAGGGAACACAAGCAGGGGGAGUGGGAGAGGAAGAAGCAGGCUCAUAGCAGAAGAGCCUGAUGUGGGGCUCGAUCCCAGAACGCUGGGAUCACGCCCUGAGCCGAAGGCAGACGCUUAACCGCUGUGCCACCCAGGCGCCCCAGGCUUGGGUUUUUAAAUAGUGAUCUUAUGACAUUGGGAGACCCAAAAUGUGCAUCACGGACUCAACUCUUCAAAUCUAUGUAUAGAUUUGAUUCAGAUGAAAAUAUAAAAGGUGUUUUCCCCACAUAUCUGAGAGGAAAUAGACAAAAGAAAAUUUAACGAAUAUUUUUUGUACUUUGUUAUUGAUUUGCUAUUUUACAGUGUUUUCCUUCCGUUUUACAGUGUAGGAAGUUUUUAAACUUCCCAGCUUGCUUCUGCUACAAAAAAGGGGAGUAGUGGGGCUGGUUGCUCUCCUAGUUGAAGUAGAAAACUCUCUUUCCCCAGCAGUGGGGCAGAAAGAGCCAAGGACAGGCACUGGCAUAGUUGCUGAUAGGCACGGUGUGUGCAGGUUUUGAGAUUCACGGCACGUCCUCGUUUCUUGUUUGUGAACAUGCUUUGGCCUAAUAUGAGGUCAUAUGAUGAGAUGAAGCUGGGGGGCUGGCUGCUACCCCAUGACCUGUAAUGCACCUCAGGAACCAGCCGAGCUUCCCCAGCAAGCUCAGUGGUAGGAUCCUUCAUCCCAUGUGGUGGAUGCAGAAGGAAUCUGUGUCGUUGGUGUGCUAUGUUCUUUCCCAGUGAUGGAGGGUGGGCAGGACAGUGCAGUAGGAAGGACCAGACCAGGCCCAUGAUUUGUAUGGCCAGGAGCUCUUGAAAUCCAGUAAAAACCUCUCUCUCCCCUAAAAUUCCUGUGUUGGUAGCUAUGUCCCCUGUUAUUUUAAUUCAAUUCUCUUUGCCAAAGAAAAGGGUGUCAAGUGGAAGUGCUGUCUGGCUGUAUGGGGGAUUCCUGGCCAUCUCCGGCAGACGUGACCCUCACCGGCCUGCUACCCCACUGGCCAUCUGACAGCAAGGGUGUGUGUGGCUGUGUGUGGGUGUGGGUGUAGGUGUGUGUGUGUCAGGCCACUGGCCCUUGGGCUCUGCUCCGCUGUUGGAGCUAAAUGGCAAAGGGCAGCCCCAGGUUCCAAGCUCCCUCACGUCCUACACGCAGCUUCUGGUGUUCCCGUGCGGGUCACUGUGAAUCUUCUUGUCCUGUAGGCUGAUCAGUAGAAGUAAAUGUUUCAGCGGGCAAAAUCAUUCCUUUUGAUUGAAUUAAUGUAUUAGAAUAUUUAUUUAUGGCUGUUUGGUGUACUCUGGGGAGUGAGAUUUCGUUUGAGAGGGAAUCAUCCAUCAGUGUGUGUCAGGGUGCUUGUCAAAUUUUCAUGCCCUGUAUUUGCUCAGCCCGCCUGCUUUCUCCCAGAGAUCCAGUGUGCUGUUUCUUAAGUUACAGAUCCUCAAGGACUUGAUUAGUGGCGUUUCAGUAAGAAUCAAUACUAUCAGGGAGGAAAAUCUGAAUUUCUUGAGGCAGCGCAUUUUAAAACCAGCCGUAAAUUACUGUAUGUAAAGGGAACACAGCACACUUUCAACUGCAGCCAUUUAGUGAGUGUGCUGCCAGCCACGCUUCCGUCUGCAUAGGUCAUCCAGUUUCAUCCCAGAACACCUCAACUUUGACUUUUUUCCCCUCAUUGGUUUAAAUUUAUUUGAAGUAAUUUUUUUUCAAGUAGCUAACAUUGGUUAAAAUAAGUGAAUGUUGAAUAAAUCCUAACAAAUAUGGUAAACAGAUUCUGUCUUAGCCCUUGUGUUGACACCAGCUAUAUUUGUUUUAUGAGUAAAGGAAUAUGUAAGUAAUACAUACGUAAGUAAUGUGUAUUAUGUUUUUGUUAAUUUGCCAUAGUUGUGAGUUUUAAAACCAAUAAAGGCAGUGGAGGCACCAAUUUUCUUCUUAGGCUCCAAGAGGAAGCUGCUGUAUUCACUUUGCUUUAAGCUUGUAGAAAUGGGGUAGCUGAAGUAUCAGAUGCUUGGCAGAGGAUGGAGGUAUUCCAGAUUUUCUUCUACCAUUUUCCCUAAAGUUUCCAAAGUACAAUACUGGAGGGUAACAACGAGGAUGUUUAAUUUACCAGUAACUUGGGUUUUUCUUUGAUCUAAAAUGUAUAUUCUCACAUCUACUUUUUCUUUCUUUAUGGUUUAUAAAACAGUGGUGGAUCUUAGCUAUAGGUCUAGUGUUCUCAUCAGUGUAAGUCUUGAUAAGAGGGAGGUGUCUGGCCACGGUCCAUGUUCCUAUUUUCAAGAGAGUCUCUUAUUGGUUCUUGUUCAAAAUCUGGGACUAAACCAGAGUUUCUUUGCAAAGAAU
This is a messenger RNA of Ailuropoda melanoleuca (giant panda), 10191 nucleotides long. It is a transcript of the gene DCLK2, whose product is annotated as doublecortin like kinase 2. The coding region runs from base 311 to 2665 and encodes 784 amino acids. Gene Ontology annotation, molecular function: protein kinase activity; ATP binding. The transcript has 17 exons. Gene Ontology annotation, biological process: protein phosphorylation; intracellular signal transduction. The record is from RefSeq and is a predicted model, not a curated record. NCBI's taxonomy places the organism in Eukaryota, Metazoa, Chordata, Mammalia, Carnivora, Ursidae.